Messenger RNA from Coffea eugenioides, 1812 nucleotides. Its product is annotated as glutamate--glyoxylate aminotransferase 2. Lineage: Eukaryota; Viridiplantae; Streptophyta; Magnoliopsida; Gentianales; Rubiaceae. Bases 169 to 1614 code for a protein of 481 amino acids. The record is from RefSeq and is a predicted model, not a curated record. The transcript is spliced from 14 exons. Gene Ontology annotation, biological process: photorespiration; biosynthetic process. Gene Ontology annotation, molecular function: pyridoxal phosphate binding; glycine:2-oxoglutarate transaminase activity; L-alanine:2-oxoglutarate transaminase activity.
AAAAAAAAGGAACACAAGCACAUAAGGCACGAGUUCCAACUUCCUAGUUCAGUUGGAGUAUCAGGGCUCAGGAGAACACUUGGCUUCAACUGAAAUAGGAGCCCACUUUCGGAGCUUCCUCAACUGACUAAAGUCACUCAGAUCAAGUAGGAAGAUAAAAUUCGCAUCAUGUCAUCCAAGCCUUUGGACUAUGAAAAUUUAAACAAAAAUGUCAAGGAGUGUCAGUAUGCUGUAAGAGGUGAGCUGUAUCUUCGGGCUUCUGAGCUUCAGAAGGAAGGGAAAAAGAUAAUCUUUACAAAUGUUGGCAAUCCUCAUGCCCUUGGACAGAAGCCCUUAACGUUUCCUCGCCAGGUUAUUGCACUCUGCCAAGCUCCAUUUUUGCUGGAUGACCCUAAUGUUGGGUUAGUAUUCCCUGCUGAUGCUAUUGCUAGGGCUAAACAUUUUCUCUCAAAUGACUAUCAGGGAUUAGGUGCUUACAGUGACUCACGUGGGAUUCCUGGAGUAAGGAAAGAGGUAGCUGAGUUCAUUGAGAGACGAGAUGGUUAUCCAAGUGACCCAGAGCUUAUAUAUCUCACUGAUGGUGCCAGCAAAGGAGUUAUGCAGAUCCUGAAUGCAAUUAUUCGUGGUGAAGGUGAUGGGGUAUUGGUUCCUGUUCCACAAUAUCCUCUUUACUCAGCCACAAUAUCUUUGUUGGGUGGCACUCUUGUUCCCUAUUACCUUGAAGAGACUGCAAACUGGGGUCUUGAUGUUAAUAACCUACGUCAGUCGGUUGCACAGGCUCGCUAUAAAGGAAUAACUGUACGAGCAAUGGCGAUUAUAAACCCUGGAAACCCAACUGGACAAUGUCUCAGUGAAGCUAAUCUAAAAGAUGUAGUAAAAUUUUGUUACCAAGAAAAUUUAGUAUUGCUUGGUGAUGAAGUUUACCAGCAGAAUAUUUACCAGGAUGAACGAACCUUUAUAAGUGCCAGGAAGGUUUUGAUGGAUAUGGGCCCACCCAUAAAUAAAGAGCUCCAGCUCGUGUCUUUUCACACAGUCUCAAAAGGAUAUUGGGGUGAAUGUGGACAGCGUGGUGGAUACUUCGAGAUGACAAACAUUCCUCCCAAGUCUGUUGAGGAGAUCUACAAGGUUGCUUCGAUAGCACUGAGUCCAAAUGUCCCUGGUCAGAUUUUUAUGGGCCUGAUGGUCAAUCCCCCAAAGCCUGGAGAUAUCUCCUAUGAGAGAUAUGUUAGAGAGAGCAAAGCUGUACUCGAGUCACUGAGAAAGCGGGCACAUAUAAUGACUGAUGGAUUUAACAGCUGCAGAAAUGUUGUUUGUAACUUCACUGAAGGUGCCAUGUAUUCCUUCCCUCAGAUCCGCUUACCUCCAAAAGCAAUUGAGGCCGCUAAGAAGGCUGGAAAAGUUCCUGAUGUCUUCUACUGUCUUAAGCUUUUAGAAGCCACUGGCAUCUCCACCGUCCCAGGUUCAGGGUUCGGCCAAAAGGAAGGGGUAUUCCACCUGAGGACAACAAUCUUGCCAGCUGAGGAAGAUAUGCCUGCCAUUAUGGCCAGUUUCAAAAAGUUCAAUGAUGAAUUUAUGGAGCAAUAUGAAGACCACAAAGGCUAUUCAAGAAUGUAAAUGAAGGAGAAAGAGAUAUUUGUAUGUAUGCUGUCCUCAGCUGCAACAAGCUCACAAAUCUUCUCAAUUGCUGUAGGAAAUUUAUUUGAAUACUGACUGAAUCUAUAUCCUCUGUCUCUCUUUUGCAAAAGAAAUUGAUUAGCUAUUUCCAGCUCUAAGAUAUCCCUGUUACCUGGGGGACUUUUAGGUUAUGCAUCA